AUGGCCAAUCAGAAAGGCGCUCUCGAGGGAUUCUACAGACUUAUCAUGCGCCGUAACUCAGUCUACGUCUCCUUCAUCAUCGCCGGCGCUUUCUUCGGCGAACGGGCUGUGGAUUACGGUGUUCAUAAGCUCUGGGAAAGCAAGAAUGUUGGGAAACGGUAUGAAGACAUCUCUGUGUUGGGUCAAAGGCCAAUUGAAGAAUGA
This is a messenger RNA of Eruca vesicaria subsp. sativa (arugula), 204 nucleotides long. The record is from the annotation of a GenBank genome assembly. Lineage: Eukaryota; Viridiplantae; Streptophyta; Magnoliopsida; Brassicales; Brassicaceae.